UGGCACUGCAAUCGCUUUAGUUUACAUCAUGGUUGCCUUACGACCGGUUGCAACUGUCAACGUCGAUCAAUUAACUACAUAAUGUCCAAUAAAGGAACCACCAAGAAGAUUGAACGCAAGGAUGAAGCCAAAAUACACACAAGGUCUAAACCAAGAACUGUAGGCAAUGAGAGCAAUGUGGAACCGUCGAAAAAGUUAGAAUCUAAUCUUUCGAGAAAAUCUCGAAGCAUCGAGCAUAAGGGAGAUGGAGAUAAAUUGUCAAAAUCGAGUUCCUCAACGAGUAGAACACAAUCGAUUAGAAAUACUAGCAAGCAAUCCAUCGGCUCUGUCCAAGCUAAGAGUACAAAGCAGAGUCUUUCAUCAAACUCCAACUCAUCUAGUCACGUUAUGGGGAAAAGCACCAGUUCCAAGAUAAAAUCUGAGAAUGUUACUAAAUUGAACGACGACAGUAUGGUUAAGAAAAGAAAAUCGAGAGAGUCAGCAGGAUAUUCAGAGAAUAGAGGACUGAGCACGAUAUACAUGCCAAAGUCGACCGUGAGCAAACUCAGUGUCGCAUCCAGCGAGAAAAGUACGCAUCGAACGUCAAGAGAUAAAGAAAAACAGGAUUUCUCUGUACCCAAUCGAACCAAGGGACGAGUAUCGUCAAGAGAACGUAGGACAUCCAGGACACUGAGCCCCAGCGAGAUUAAGAUGCUGCACAGUGCCAUAAAGAGACCGGAUGUUAUGGAAAAGGUGGAACAGAAAAAGAAUGUUCCAUCGCAAGCGGACUCGGACGAUGCAGACUAUGAUUAUGAGGAUGAUUUUGAGGAUUACGAAUCGGACUUUCAAGAAUGCACCGACAGCGAUACUUCGGUGAUUAGCGAAAAAUCAGACAGCAGCGGAAACGGCUCUCACAUGGAGCCGAUCGAGCUGCGCACCCGCGAGAAGAGGAGCACAGUGAACAAUUUAGUGGAGCUUGCAAAGGUAAACGUUGAAGAGGAACGCAUGCUCGAUUCAGGGCACUACGAUCUUGCGGAGGCGAGGAAGCGAGCUGCGCGAAUAGAAUCUAUGUUCGUAAAUCAGUCAAAUGUGCUGCCGUUACCCGAAUUAAGGGAGCCAGUUAACAAGAGCUUUAGCGAUGACAGACUGGUGGAAAAUAAAUCUUUGCCGUCGUCAACCGACGAAGGUUUCGAGGACAGUCGUUCUGGGGACUUUACUAAAUCUCCGCCGUUGUCGCAAGUGCCGUUUAUCGAUUUCCGUAAGCUGAGAGAAAAGGCACGUGAGAAGAACUCGCAGAAAUCUCGAAGCAGGGGCGAAGAACUAUUGGAGAUGAUAAAGUUAGAUUUCAUGGAAUGGUCGAUUUUAGAGUGUAAUCCUGUGCCCUACGAUGAGUUCAUCAAAAAUUACGGAAGACUGAAUACCCAACAAAUAUUUACCCAAACUGGUGACGAUAACAUGGACGUCGAGGUACAAACGGAGCAAGUGCUUUGCAGAAACAAGUGGACACAGUUCCCGGUAACUUGUAGGAAAGUGUUACGAGAUAAACAAGAUAUUAGCUUAUUUAAACUGGAGCAAAUUGGAGUCGGAGAUGACUUGGAUGAGUCAAGUAAUACGAGUUUUGCAUCAUCGUACGACAUGUUACGGUUAAACGAUUUCGUUAAUCGCGCGGGCACGGUUAUGCUGUCGUUAUUAGAAGAGAGGGAACACGGCGGCACUGUUUUCCAGAACGAUGCAAACGAAUUACCUUUUAGCGAUGGGUUUGUCAAGCUCUCCAUAGAUUCAGUAACGUUCUUGGCCGCCAGGCCGGUUAGAAUUAUACAUUACUCGAGCGUGUUAAAUAAAGUUCUGCUCACUGUACAUACUCCUGUAGAAGAGGAAAUAGAAACGGUGAAUAAGUUGGACUACAUAACCGAUUGUUGCAUCGGAUGCGUUUGGAACAUCUCCGAGCCCUCGAUGCCGAAGAAAUUAUUUUAUUCGCAGUGCCCGAUUACCGCUUGUUGCUUUCAUCUGACAAAUUGCAACGUGGUGUUCGCUGGGCUCGAGGAUGGGUCACUGAGCCUCUGGGAUCUCAAAGAAGACGAGAUGUGGCAUCAGAGAGUCACGGAUAAGGCUAACGAAUUGGACUGGGUGAUAAGAACGCCAACUUACACGACAACGGCGAGUAUAGACCCGGAUGCGCAUACGUCUGAGGUUGUCGCGAUACGCGUACUCUCCAAGAUCGAGGCUACUUCUGUCAACGAAAAGCACAAUAAGUUCGUCCCUAUCCAGAUAUGUAGCUUAGAUGAGGAUGGUUACUUGAUAGUAUGGAGCAUCGUGCACAAUAUCGGUAUAAAUAUCGACGACCUGGGACUUUCUCACUGGGGCGACAUACGAUUCAUAAAGAAUCAGAAGACAUGUCUUCUGAAAAAAGACACAAUGAAUCGGUUUAUCGAUAUGCAUGUGGACAGUGCAAACGCAAAUAACAUUUAUAUCGCGACUAACAGUACCGAUGUCUUGCAUGCCACUUGUAUCGGUAACAGAACUAAUCCAUUAACGUACAAACCAGCCGAGAUAAGUGAAUGCGGCAGUUCCACUUGCAUCGAUGUUUGUCCUUUCGGUCAAUCGUUUUUCUUGCUUGGCUGUGACAACGGGACGAUUCGGCUUCAUUGUUUGAACGUGGAGAGACCGAUCGUACAACUGAAAAAUGAACAGUAUACAGACAGAAUCGAAGCUUUACAAUGGUCGAAAACAAAACCGCUAACUAUAUACACGCUGGACACUAAUUCUCGAAUUCACAUAUGGGAUUUGAAUAAGAGCGACGUUAGUCCUGCCUAUACAUUAUUUAUGAAAAAAUGGGGGAAAAUAAGCAGCAUGCAAUUGUCCCCUUGCACAUUAGAUCAAGAUAUGACUAAUCAAUAUUUGGCUCUUGGCACGGAAUCCGGUAAUGUCGAGAUCCACAAACUAAAGAAAGAUUUCCAUUAUACAAAAAAAGAGGAGUUUUUGCAAGAGUUAAACGUGUUCUCGCGAUACGUCUCGAUUUCCUAAGCAAAGAAAAAUUAUAUAAAAACGCUGAUAGUCGUAUAGAAAAUUAUUAAUACGUAGCAAUAGGAUGUUUCCACGGAUUUUAUACUUUCAAUGUACGCGUGCACUUAUAAUGUAAGAAAUUUCAAAGUUUCGAAAUAGAAUUGAAGAUAAGUAUUGCGUCUGAACGCGGGUUGAAACAUACUUUUGCCAUUUUUAAUCGACAAGAGACGAUUUCACACAUAUGCAUAUACGCGUACACGCGUGCGCUCGCAUAAUCAGGAUUGUAAUUUAUAAGAUUUGUAAGACAGCAGUAAUCCUCUUUAACUUUAUUAACUAUAUUAUUUUUCUUGCUUGAACAGUUUCGUAAUUAAACAUGAACAUCUAUUGACGUACCUUGUCUACAUCAGAUGUAAAUGUAUAAUUUAUUACUCAAUUCAUUUCUAAUAUAAACAUGGUUAUACAUAUAAAGUUUGCAACAAAUUUUAAUUUCUGUUUGCGUAACAAAAUAUUACAUGACGAUUUAAUUCAUCUCUUUUAAGCUUUUAACAAUAUAAGCAGGAAGUUUCGAAUUUUGUCAAAUUAUUGGAAUGUAUAAUUAGGUAUAUUUACAUGUUAUUACAAUUUCCUAUAUUGUAUACACGCGCGCUAUGUAUAGCGAAUUAUCUUUGUAUAUGUACACUCUUAUAUCUAUCUUUAUAGUAAUUCCGUCCAGGGAAGAAGCAAUGCCGUCCAAUGUAGAUAAAAAAUAUUUAUAACACAUUUAUACGUACAUUUAUGUAGUAUAUAGAAAAUAUGUUACAUACAUAUACACACACAUAUAAUCACAUAAUAAUCAACAAAAACUCAAUGGUAUGAGAUUGUACAGUUGAAAUAUACAUAAACUUUUAUAUAC
This is a messenger RNA of Ooceraea biroi (clonal raider ant), 3874 nucleotides long. Its product is annotated as WD repeat-containing protein 60. NCBI's taxonomy places the organism in Eukaryota, Metazoa, Arthropoda, Insecta, Hymenoptera, Formicidae. Gene Ontology annotation, biological process: intraciliary transport. The record is from RefSeq and is a predicted model, not a curated record. Gene Ontology annotation, cellular component: cytoplasmic dynein complex. Gene Ontology annotation, molecular function: dynein light chain binding; dynein heavy chain binding.